AUCCCGAACGCAGGACCUGAAAAUGCGGCUACAUCGAUGAAAUGGAAAAUUAGAAAGCACAAGAAAGCUGGGAAGCAAGGCAAAAUGAGAAAAUUGAAACAAGGCCAAUCUGCGGGGAAAUCAGUGGCAUUUGACACAAGUGUUGUUUUGGAGCUACCGAAGACUAGUGACGUUGAAGUGCAGACAGAUGUGACGGUACCCAUGGAGCCACUGAAGCUGACUGCUCGGGAUUUGACAGGGUCGAAGCUGACUGAAAAUUAUUGUCGUCGAUUGGCUGAACGCGAUGCCAAAAAAGAGCAUGAGCUGAGGGAAACGUAUUUCAAAGUACGUUAA
This is a messenger RNA of Gongylonema pulchrum, 333 nucleotides long. The record is from the annotation of a GenBank genome assembly. Lineage: Eukaryota; Metazoa; Nematoda; Chromadorea; Rhabditida; Gongylonematidae.